AUGGACCCAAAAUUUUUGGAUAGUGAUCAAUACUUAUUUAUUUCACCUGAAGAUGUGAUUCACCUUGGCACCAUGACAAAGAUUGGAGCUCCUUGUAUAACAUUUUGGAUUAGGAUCUUACAUCGAAAGUUGGAAAAAGCAAAUCGAGCACAAUAUUUUCGUUUCUUUCAUCCAACUUUGGCUUUGGAUUCGUGUCAAACACAAAAUGCAAUAUCAAUGGCAAAUUGCUUGGAAGACACAGAAACAGGACAAUUUUGGUUGCUUCCUAUUCAUAUUAGAUAUCAUUGGAUGCUAGUAAUAAUUGAUCCAUUGGGUGAUACAUGUUAUUGGCUUGAUCCAAUUAGACUACCCCCACGAAACGAAAUUAAAAGUCUAAUGGAAAUGGCUUUUGAUUACUACAAUACCUCCAAAAAUAGGCAACCAAAAGAGAUUACAUGGAAAUCUAUAAAGUGUCCUCAACAACCAUCGAAUAUUAAGUGUGGAUAUUAUGUAAUGACAUAUAUGCAUGACUUUUGCAUGAAUCCUAGACCUAUCAAUUGGUUAACUACUCAUUGCAAAGAGAAGAUGAAAGAUUACACAAAACAAAAUAUUGAUCAAAUUCGAGUGGAGUGGGCUGACGAAUUCAUAGAAUUGGUUGACUAA
Molecule: messenger RNA, 642 nt
Organism: Humulus lupulus (European hop)
Lineage: Eukaryota; Viridiplantae; Streptophyta; Magnoliopsida; Rosales; Cannabaceae
Exons: 6
Coding region: 1-642 (213 amino acids)
Biological process (GO): proteolysis
Molecular function (GO): cysteine-type peptidase activity
Source: RefSeq, a predicted model, not a curated record